Messenger RNA from Durusdinium trenchii, 4081 nucleotides. Lineage: Eukaryota; Dinophyceae; Suessiales; Symbiodiniaceae. The record is from the annotation of a GenBank genome assembly.
GCCUGGAGCCUCGCCUGCCAUUUGUGGCACCGCCUGGACCGCCAAGCUCCUGGAGCUGCCCUUGGCCCCGGUCACGCUCCACGCUGCCGCAGCCUAUGCCGCGGCGUAUGCCGGACACGGUGGCAGAAGCGCGGGCAGCGCGGGUUCCAGCACAGUUGCUGGGUGGGUGAAGGAGAACAUUUGGGAAGUUCAAGAGCUUCCUGGUGGCUUAAUGGCAGGCUUCAUUCGUUUCGCGCCGCCACUGCCCAGCGCGCCCCAACUGGUGCACUUGGCCGAGGGGAACGCCGCCCCGCGCUUGACGGUGACGGAACUCACAGAGCGAGGCAUGAUCCUGCAGCUGCACAUCUCUGAGCCCCUGGAGGAGGAUCUUCAUCUCCUCUACACCGCUGGGACCUGUCAGGGUCGCCUUUGCUUCGCCCGGCGCAGCGCCGCGCCGCGGGGCGCCGCGACGGCCGCAGCGGACUUCGUGCCGCGACUGCAGCGGCCACCGGAGACGGUGCUGGUGCAGAGCUGGAAGGCCUCCGCUUCUUCCCCCGUGCGGCACGUGGCGCGUGUGGCGCGCUGCUCGCGCCGGGGCUUCGCGCUGUCGGGCGACUGGAGCGUCCUGGCCGCGUUGCGCUACGAGGCGCUCGGCGCGGAGGUGCCGCUCCACGCGGAGCUCUUGCAACAGCUGGCGCCUUUGCCGGAGGUGCGUUCUGAAGUGCAAGAGGAUCAACGGCUCAUGGAGAGGCAGACGGAAAGCAAACUUCGGCUCCUAGCGUCGCACAACAGCGGACUGUCGGCGCCCCCUGAGUCGGAGUGUGAGAUGUCCAUGUCGCCAACCUCAAGUCGAGGCUUCAUCUCCACCGGCUUCCAACCGCCAUCUCCACCGGCAGCGCCCAAAGAGAGCUCCGCCAUAGCACCUGCACGACCCCGUGUGGUGAUUGAACAGCCGCAGCCCCCGCGGAUGAAAAGUGAGAUUCUCAUUUUCGUGCUGCCAGUGGACAGUGAAGAUGAACAGAAGAAUCAUGCCAGAGAUGUUUGUAUGUCUUCUUUCGUGCGGAGCCAACCUCGCAGUUUGACAGUUGGAUCAAGCUUGCACAAGAACGUAAUGGAGAAGAGGCAGAAGGUGGAAGAAGGUGACCAUGGCCAUAGCCAUGGCUAUAGCAACAGUCAUCCUCGUAGCCGCUUGCCCGUCACGGUGCUCACUGGCUAUUUGGGUGCUGGCAAAACAACGUUGUUGAAUUAUAUCCUGAAAGAGCAGCAAGACAAGAAGCUGGCAGUCAUCGAAAAUGAGAUUGGUGAGGUUAGCAUCGAUGACGCUUUGGUGGAACAGAAACACGAAGACAUGGCGGAAGAGCUGGUUUUGUUGAACAACGGCUGCAUUUGUUGCACAGUUCGAGGUGAUUUGAUCAAAACCCUACACAACAUUGGCAGGAAAUACACCAGUGGCCAGUUGAAACUGGAUGGUGUGUUGAUUGAACUCACAGGUAUGGCCGACCCUGCCCCUGUGGUGCAGACCUUCAUCGUGGAUCGCCAGGUGCAAUCGACCUUUAUGGUGGACAAUGUGGUGGCACUGGUGGAUGCCAAGCAUGGUCUCGAAAAGUUGGAUGAGAGCAGAGGUGACCCCGAGAAGGGCACCGCUUGUGCUCAGAUCGCCUUCUCCAGUACGGUGCUGUUGAACAAGAUCGACCUGGUGGAUGAGACGCAGCUGGACAAGGUGACACGGCGAAUCAAGGAGCUGAAUGGUGCAGUGGAGAUCAUCCCCUGUCAGCAGUCCAGGGCACCCAUGAAUCGCCUCUUCAAUGUGGGAUGCUUUAAUUUGGAUAAGGUCUUGGAGGAGCAGUACAUGGAUGAAGCGGAGUUUAUGCAGCAUUAUCGUCCCAAAAUGGACAAGUCUGUCUCCAACGUGGGGGUCCGGUGUGAGGGUCAGGUCAUGAUGUUUGCCUUCCAACAGUUCUUGGACCGGUAUUUGGACGAAGAGGAGACAGCCAAAGACUUCUUGCGAGUAAAGGCAGUUUUGAAUAUUGCUGGCAGCGAUCGGAAGUUUGUGCUCCAAUGCGUGCACAUGCUUCGGAACCAGGGCUUUACCGAGCCUUGGGGGCCUCAAGAAAAACGCGAGAACCGCAUCAUUUUCAUCGGUCGUGGGAUGCAGCCGCGGCGACGAGAGUUGACAGAAGGCUUCCAAUCCUGCCUGAUGACCAAGCCGUUGCGCUUCGCUGUGGGUACCAAGAUCAAGGCCAAAACUGGAGAAGGGCCCAAUGGCUGGGAGCGAGGUGUGGUGGUGCGCCAGUGGGACGAGUGCAACGCCUACCGCUUGAAGAUGCAGGGUGGCGAUGAAGUGCAUGCACCAAUGGAUUUGGACUGCUUUGUGACCAAGGCGCAGAUCAUGGGCGGAGUCCGCCGACGGGGUGGCAGGACACGAAGGAGCGACGAUGCCAAAGAGGUGGCCAGGCGACCGCCACCAAGCCCAAGCGUGCCAGCCGUGCUUCGCAAGGUCUCAAGUCGAGCCGAUGAUCAGGUGCUUCAGUGUAUAGAAAGUCUAUAUCAAGACAAGCUGAAGCCUUUCGGCCGCAUCCUCCGGAAGCGCGUGGCCGAGCGCCAUGUGGAGCCCUUCGUGGCAGGACGUAUGGAGCUGCCGGACGUGGACGUGCAGCAUCUCCGAGAGGUUUGCGAAGCCUCAGAGUCCUUGCUGCUGACGCCCGAGGAGGGCGGUGAUUGGUCCGCCACCUUCAAAGAUCGCAGCCAACACUUCGUGGACAUCUAUAGCACCACCGAUGACUUUGCUCCAUCCAUUUGGCAUGCUGCAACCCAGUACUUCAAAACGCUGCCGGAAGAGGAGGCCUUGCUGCCCGGUGGUCGCUACUCGUGUGCCCAGGCGUUGUUGCAACGAAGCCUUGACUUCCUCGAGGGCUUCUCCUUGGGAGAGGUGUGCCACUUGGUGCAGCUCGCUAUCUCCAAGCACAAGAUCCUAGGCUAUUGCAAUGGCGCUGUGGUGCCCUACAGCCGUUCUCAGUCACGGGUGAAGGAGGAGUGCGCCGUCUCUCAACAACCGUGCCAAGCACAGAAGGAAGACGUGGCCAACACGAAAGCGCCCCAGCUCGAGUUAGCCUCCUUGACGAAGGCGCGCCAGUGCUUGAAGGAGAUUCUGCAGUCUGCGGAGCUCCCUGACAGCACGGGGCCAUCGAUGAUUCCGCUCUCCAACGUGAAACGCUUGUUCCGCUCCAGGUAUCAAACGGAACUCAGUGAGACGUCGCUGGGACACUCCAAGCUGUCUGAGCUCUUGCAAGACGAGCGCUUCGCUGACAUUUGCGAGGUGCAGCUGCAGGGCCAAGGCUACAUUGUCGUGCAAGUGCUCGGAGACGACUGGGAAGAGGUAGAAGACUUGGAGGUGCCCCGCUACACCGGAUCCGAAGAAGGCCUUGAGAGCCUGGCGGUGGACUGUGCAUUGACCCCGUUGACCCCUGUCCAGGACGAUGAUGGCUUUCCGAAUCCAACGGAGGAGGUCACGCCAGUGCUGCGGACACCCUUGGCCUCACCGGGCCUAGCGACGCCCAACACCGUCAGCAGGUGGACGGUGUAUAAUUGGGGCAUGCAGGGACACUCCAUGUGGGGUGAAGCUCCACCCUUGCCACUGGGGGGAGGCGUGGGUCCGGGCUGCUCCGAUGGCGCUGGCUGCGACGCGACGGACAGCACCGUCGACUCAGCCCGUACGGGCGACCAAGCCGCGCGCGAGCGCAGCCGCUCGCGCACGGAGCCUCCCAGUCCAGCGCCGGCCGAGCAUGAUGGACCCGAAGCACCGGAGACACCCAUGAAGGUGGAGCUCUCCAUCCUUCAGCGAAUGCAUGCGACGGUGCAAGAAGAUGAGGAGGAGCCAAGAGCUCGCAUCCCGUUUUGCCCAGGCGAACCGUUGGCGCUUGAGGAGGCUCUAGAUCUCCCCCCUGGACUUCCGGAUGCCGCAGAGCACGUGAAGAACACCUUCAUCCAUUCAGCGGUGACUCCCUUGGUGACGCCAGAACCCGCGGGCUACCGACGAUCGCAGUCGGUGCCAAAGGCGCCGGGACACCGGCGGGGCACGGUCAGACCUGCGAGUGGUGCCUGA